Molecule: messenger RNA, 1937 nt
Organism: Toxoplasma gondii ME49
Lineage: Eukaryota; Apicomplexa; Conoidasida; Eucoccidiorida; Sarcocystidae
Product: 2,4-dienoyl CoA reductase 2, peroxisomal family protein
Exons: 3
Coding region: 340-1428 (362 amino acids)
Biological process (GO): fatty acid catabolic process
Molecular function (GO): 2,4-dienoyl-CoA reductase (NADPH) activity
Source: RefSeq, a predicted model, not a curated record
GUAGUUAUUUUGAGAGUCAGGACAUCUAGAAUAAUGCAGGAGGUCUUGAAUCAGUUGCAACUGGCAGAGCCAAUGUCUUGGACCGGAAUUUGAUGGUUGAGUUUCUAUCUUCAGGUCCUCUGCUAUCCUUCUGUUGAUGUACCAACGCAAGAGGUGACUUUAUGCUGUUACGUGGUAGGCGUGCGGUCCGUUUCAUUGGUUUUUGACUGUCAGUGCCCUUUUUUUAAGCGGGCAAAAGCGAGCACCAACACUGUAUUCGUCCCAGUUUUGGCAUUUGAUACAGAUACGAACUCGUUUCCUACGUGUUAGCUUGAGCUGGCGUGACUGGCCCAACACGCCAUGAAGUCUGACAGACGGCAACCUUCUUUCCGGCAAGAUUGCCUCCACGGUAAGGUCGCUUUCAUCACUGGAGGUGGCUCAGGCAUCUGUAGAGAAAUCGCCAAACAAUUCUUGCUGCAUGGCGCAUCUGUCGUAAUCGCCUCAAGGAACAAAAAAAAACUCCAGGACGCAGCAAAGCUCCUUAGUUCCGAGACCGGUGGCUGCUGCUUCCCUGUAGCAAUGGAUGUGCGUAGCGAAAAGGAAGUAGCACAGGCAGUAGACGCUGCUAUGGCAAAGUUUGGAAAAGUAGACAUUCUUGUGAACGGUGCCGCAGGGAAUUUUCUGUGCUCCGCUGAAAAACUGACGUACAAAGGGUUUAAGACUGUAAUGGAGAUCGACGCACAUGGCACAUUCAUAGUGUCGAAAACUGUCUUCGAGAAAUGCUUCAAACCUGCAAUACAACGCGCCAAAACUGCUGCAGGCCGAGGAUCAGAAGGAAGACUCGAUAGGAGGAACAGUGGCGACGCGUCCUGCGAAAAAGUAAUUCUGAACAUUUCUAUGACUCUCCAUUAUACAGCGGCGCUACUGCAGACUCACGCUGGGGCAGCCAAAGCAGCGAUCGAUGCCAUGACUAAACACUUAGCGGUGGAAUGGGGGCCGUACAACAUUCGAGUGAACUGCAUUGCGCCUGGGCCUGUAGAAGGCACCGUCGGCUUUAACAAGUUGAAUCCGGUUCCACAGCAAGGAUUCGCAGACACCAGUGGAAAUGGCGCUUGCAAACCCACAGACCCGACAGAGGACUUUGACAACGACGAAGGGUUAUCUUCGAGCGUGGAGCCCAAGAUGCUACAGAAAGAAUCUCAGGCCGACGGGCAAUACAAAGACCUUAAUAUGCUACGACGGUUCAUUCCUCUCCAGAGACUCGGUACUGCGCAGGACAUGGCGUUUGCGGCCAUUUUUCUCUGUCUCCCUGAAGCAAGUUAUAUCACCGGUGCCAAUUUAGUUGUAGACGGCGGUCAGUGGAUGACCAGCGGUAAUUUUACAGUUCUCGAACCGCACCAGAAUGCGACUUGGAGGAAUGCAUUGUACCGGAUUGAAUCAAGACUCUAAUACUAGCCCAGAAAUGGCCAAACGGAACAAGACGACAGAGUCUAUUGGGUGCUCACAACUGCGAUAGAGGGUAGCUGCAUCUAAGCACAGGCGAAUGCCGUUAAAGUAAGGGUACGCAUGGUGUCCUGUUCGGUCACGACUUGCGCUCUGGUUGAAGUCAUGGCGGUUCUCUCCUAGCCUCUUGCCUCCAGUGAAAGGCGAGAACCCGAAAACCUCUGUUUUCGUACCGCCAAUCUUUAAAGGGAGUCAUGUUGUGAUUUGCUACCGUGAGCAAUUGCAUUGUUGUUCAUAUGUCGCAUCCAUUGCACCUCUGCGUUCUUAAAGUGACAACCGUGAGAUGCCUCCGCGUUGUUCCCUACCAUUGUUGGCAAGCUUGGUUGACUCAAACUCGUGCGCAGAAUCACGCUGUCACGGAUAUUGUCAAUUGUUUUGCACCGAAACCUCUUGCCACGGUGAUUUCGAUGUGAUGUGGUUCCGAUCCGCUGAGAUAAAAGACAGCUUGAUAUGUC